AACAUCUUAUCCUCAUGUUCAACAAGCCAACAUUGCCAUCUUCUGUUGCAGCAGGAUAUCUCUGUUGCCCAGUUCACCCGUACAUCCCAAACCCGCUGCGUUGCUUUAAAUGCCAGCGGUUUGGACAUUCACAAACAUCUUGCCGUGGAAAAAGUGCAUGCGCUCAGUAUGGAAAAGAAGAUCAUGACAGUACUGAGUGUACAACUACUCCAUGUUGCAUCAACUGCAAAGACGCCCAUCCUGCCUACUCUCGGAAAUGCCCUGCAUGGCAGAGAGAGAAAGAGAUUCAGCGGGUAAAAACUGUAAACAAUUUAUCUUACCCAGAGGCUCGGCGUUUGGUUACUUCAAGUGCUCCUUUGAAAGAAAAGACAUUUGCGGCUGCUGUGAAGUCUACAAAGACACUUGGGGUUCAAACUGAUAUUUCUGUUUCCCCAAAGGAAUCUGUUACUCGCCAUGCAAAAUGUUUAAUACUCCCAUCACAAAAAACACCAGAAAAGGAGAAUACAAGAGUUAAAACACCCCUACCUAAAACAGGGGUAGUAACGAGAAACCUGGGUUCUAAAAAGGCUAGCAAGAACCCACUAAACAAACAGAGUGAAAGCAGCUCUCUCUAAAUGUAAAAAAUCAGAAGCUCACUCUAUGAGUGAGUUUUCUGAUAUCUCUGACGAAGAGACUAAUAUGCAGGUGACAAAACCAACGUCACCCCCAAAAGAAAAACCCCCUGUCAAAUUAA
Molecule: messenger RNA, 733 nt
Organism: Centruroides sculpturatus (bark scorpion)
Lineage: Eukaryota; Metazoa; Arthropoda; Arachnida; Scorpiones; Buthidae
Exons: 1
Coding region: 15-614 (199 amino acids)
Molecular function (GO): nucleic acid binding; zinc ion binding
Source: RefSeq, a predicted model, not a curated record